Messenger RNA from Babjeviella inositovora NRRL Y-12698, 1100 nucleotides. RefSeq names its product 18S rRNA pseudouridine methyltransferase (gene NEP1). Gene Ontology annotation, molecular function: rRNA binding; rRNA (pseudouridine) methyltransferase activity. The transcript has a single exon. Lineage: Eukaryota; Fungi; Ascomycota; Pichiomycetes; Serinales. The record is from RefSeq and is a predicted model, not a curated record. Gene Ontology annotation, cellular component: nucleolus; small-subunit processome. Gene Ontology annotation, biological process: rRNA base methylation. Bases 292 to 1020 code for a protein of 242 amino acids.
AGAUGAGCUUGACUUGUGGGCGAGCCCUCAAAGCGGAUUUGAGAGGCAAGGGUAGCAUUCUCAAAUUCAGAAACUAUCGCCUUGUACAUAUCAAAGCUGGCUUCUGUGUAACCGCUGUUUUGCGUUUGGUUUUAUCGAUGGUCGAUUCCCACUAGAUCAGGGGUAGUCGUGUCCUGCAUAAGCCGGAUCGGGAAAGCGAUGGGGUGAAUUUUUAGGUGAAAAAUUUUGACGCAAGCCAUACACAUCUACGAUGAAGUACAUCCACCUUCCCACCUCUUUUCGCCCACCAAGAUGUCCAGCGAAAACGCCCCAGCCCCAGCGGCCUCCUUGGUUCCGGUGCAGCCGACCCCGCUCAGUUCCAAAGACAAGGCCACCAAGAGAUUGAUCGUAGUUCUAUCCCAUGCCUGCUUAGAGACCCACAAGAUGUCCUCUGGCGGUGCCGGAGGCGAUAAAUAUGCCUUGUUGAACUGCGAUGACCACCAGGGGUUGUUGAGAAAGAUGAACAGAGACAUAUCCGAGGCCAGACCCGAUAUCACACACCAGUGCUUGUUGACUUUGUUAGACUCCCCGAUCAACAAGGCCGGCAAGUUGCAGGUCUACAUCCAGACCGCCAGAGGCGUUUUGAUCGAGGUCAAUCCAUCCGUUAGAAUUCCAAGAACCUUCAAGAGAUUUUCCGGUUUGAUGGUCCAGUUGUUGCACAAGUUGUCCAUCCGCUCCGUCAACUCUGAGGAAAAGUUGUUGAAAGUCAUUAAGAACCCCAUCACCGACCAUUUACCAUUGAAGUGCCGCAAGAUUACAUUGUCCUUCGAUGCGCCUGUCAGACGCGUCCAGGACUACGUCGAGACUUUGGAUGAGGACGAAAGCAUCUGUGUGUUUGUUGGGUCCAUGGCCAGAGGCCCAGAUAACUUUGCUGAUGAGUUUGUCGACGAGAAGAUCGGGCUCUCCAACUACCCGUUGUCCGCCUCCGUUGCCUGCUCCAAGUUCUGUCACGGCUGUGAGGAUGUCUGGGGUAUCUACUGAGUAGCCUAGAUCUAAUAUUCUCUUCCGCUCAGCUGCUUGAAGACUGGGCCUUGUAAAAUACAUGUUUAUCUUCACUGUUG